AUGGAUGGCCUACAACUACGAGAUGAGGCGGUGCGCGAUCGCAUCCGCGCGGCCGAAGAGUUUCUCGAUCCGAACGACCCCCGAGCGCGCAGCUACAGAGCAGACAUUCUGGUCAUGCUGGGUCGCUCGUCACGGCGACUCCCUGUAUCGCUCGAUGAGAUCCGCGCACACAGUACCGAGAUGGCCGAGGGCAUUCUCAACAUGCCCUUUGACUUUUCCCAGGCCUUCGACCGCGCCGUCAAGAACAUCGUCAACACCCUCCCCGGCAGACCUCCCCAUGAGACGGCCGAAGACACCAUGUACUACUGCGCCUUCUUUGGCAGCUUCGGACAGUUCGCUACCAANCCCCGCACCCUGAGCUCCCAGCACCUCAACCACAUGGUCUCGCUCGAGGGCAUCGUCACUAAAUGCUCCCUCGUGCGCCCCAAAGUCGUCAAGAGUGUGCAUUACAACGAGAACAAGUCGUCGUUCCACUUCCGCGAGUACAGAGAUCAGACCAUGACCAUGAACGGCGCCGCCAGCUCCUCCGUCUACCCCACCGAAGACGACGAGGGCAACCCGCUCGUCACCGAAUACGGCUUUUGCACCUACCGCGACCACCAGACCAUCUCCAUUCAGGAAAUGCCCGAGCGUGCCCCCGCAGGCCAACUCCCAAGAAGCGUUGAUGUCAUCAUGGACGACGACAUGGUCGACAGAGUCAAGCCUGGCGACCGUAUCCAGCUCGUCGGCAUCUACAGGUCGCUCGGAAACCGCAACGCCGGUGCGGGAAGCUCGACCUUCCGCACGCUGGUCCUCGCCAACAACAUCAUCCUUCUCUCGUCCAAGUCUGGCGGCGGCAUUGCCCAGGCCACAAUCACCGACACGGACAUUCGCAACAUCAACAGAAUCUCAAAACAACGCAAGGUCUUUGAACUGCUCUCCCAAUCUCUGGCUCCCAGCAUCUACGGCCAUGACUACAUCAAGAAGGCCAUCCUUCUCAUGCUCCUGGGAGGUAUGGAAAAGAAUCUGGACAACGGCACACAUCUGAGAGGAGACAUCAACAUCUUGAUGGUCGGCGACCCGUCCACUGCAAAGUCGCAACUCUUGCGUUUCGUCCUGAACACGGCCCCGCUCGCAAUCGCCACGACCGGUCGUGGUUCUUCCGGUGUCGGUCUGACGGCUGCAGUCACCUCUGACAAGGAGACUGGCGAGCGCAGACUCGAAGCCGGCGCCAUGGUUCUUGCUGAUCGUGGUGUCGUCUGUAUCGAUGAGUUUGACAAGAUGUCCGACGUCGAUCGUGUCGCCAUUCACGAAGUCAUGGAACAGCAAACCGUCACCAUCGCCAAAGCCGGUAUCCAUACCUCCCUCAAUGCCCGUUGCUCGGUCGUGGCAGCUGCCAACCCCAUCUACGGUCAAUACGACACUCACAAGGAUCCUCAUCGCAACAUUGCUCUGCCUGACUCUUUGCUCUCUCGUUUCGAUUUGCUGUUCAUCGUGACAGAUGACAUUGAGGACGUACGAGACAGACAAGUGUCUGAACACGUCCUCCGAAUGCACAGAUACCGUCAGCCAGGCACGGAAGAAGGCGCUCCAGUCCGCGAACAAGCCACUCAGUCCCUCGGCGUUGGUCUCGAAGAAGAAGCCGACGCUGACAAGACGUCGGAAGUCUACGAAAAGUUCAACGUCAUGCUUCACGCUGGUGUCACGGUUACUGUUGGCCGCGGGUCUGGUCGCAAGGUUGAAGUCCUCAGCAUUCCCUUCAUCAAGAAGUAUAUUCAAUAUGCCAAGUCGAGAGUCAAGCCCAUCCUCACUUCUGGAGCGGCAAAUCACAUCAUUGCCACAUACUCUUCCCUCCGCAACGACGAGAUCGAAAGCAACCAGCGCAAGACUUCACCAAUGACUGCUCGUACUCUGGAGACUCUUAUUCGUCUGAGUACCGCACAUGCCAAAUCUCGCUUGUCCAAUCGUGUAGAACAAAAAGAUGCCGAAGUCGCCGAGGGCAUCCUCCGCUUUGCCCUCUUCAAAGAAGUCGCCGAAGACGAGCGCAGGAAACGCAGGAAGACCCGCGCGACCACUGAGCCACUCUCCUCGGAUGACGAUUCGUCCGAUGAUGAAGACAUGGACGCUACAACCACCAACCGCAGCUCCACCCGGCGCGGCACCACUCCAGCCAGACGAGGCGCACGAAGAACACCAGCCAACGGAGAGGAUCACACAGUCUCCGGUGCUCUACCAGACGAAGACGACGACCUCUACACCGCAACGCCCCGCGCGAAUCGGACGAGAAACACGACGCACACACAAUCUUCCCUCCCACCACCCUCCUCCUCACAAUUCUCUCUUGCGUCCUCACGUCCUGCAUCCCAACUUCUCGAUUCGCAAUCUCAAUCUGCCGCCCCUGAAUCACAAGAAAUGGCGGAGACUCAAGAAGAGGGAAUCUCGGCACAUCGACUUUCGGUGUUCCAGACGGCACUUGGGCAGCUUAUCGAUGGACCAUUGUUUGCCAACGAUGCGGCGGAUGUGGCGCCAUUGGUUGCUGCUGUAAAUGCGAGAGUAGGGGCCAGGGAAGAGGAGUUCAGUGCUCAAGAAGCGGAACAAGCGUUGACAGAGCUGAAUGAGGCCAACAAGGUCAUGUAUAGUGGUGGUGUGGUGUAUAAGAUCUAG
Molecule: messenger RNA, 2643 nt
Organism: Aureobasidium uvarum
Lineage: Eukaryota; Fungi; Ascomycota; Dothideomycetes; Dothideales; Saccotheciaceae
Source: the annotation of a GenBank genome assembly